This is a messenger RNA of Hyaloscypha bicolor E, 1030 nucleotides long. RefSeq lists its product as uncharacterized. The transcript has a single exon. Bases 345 to 905 code for a protein of 186 amino acids. NCBI's taxonomy places the organism in Eukaryota, Fungi, Ascomycota, Leotiomycetes, Helotiales, Hyaloscyphaceae. The record is from RefSeq and is a predicted model, not a curated record.
GAAGGACUUCCUCUUCUCCUCUCCACAGCUAUCACUCCCGCCGCCUUUCUCAGCAGUUUCUCGUAGCGUCUCGGGAGUUGAUAUUCUACCUGGUGUCGAAUACACCCCUCAGAAUCCCGAGACUAGCCCUAUUAGAAGCAGCUCAAAUACACCUGUCAGGAGCGGGGUCGAAGGCAGACACCCAACCCCAAAUUCAAGCCCAAGCGGAUUGGAGCAUGUCAGCGAAAUAGAUUCAAGUCCUCCGGUAAGAUGGCCUCUCCAACCCCCUGGACAAAGCUGAUCUCUUGCAAAAGUUUGCAAGCGGUAUCAGUCCCAGGAGUCUCAUAAGACGAGCAGCCGAGACCAUGGUAGGUUUUUAUCGGGUCCACAACCCAACAACACACCCUUCGCCUUCACCGCCACCCUCUUCUGCUGCUCGUCGUGGCCAGGGUCGCGUUCCCUCGUCCGUUGUCGCACCCAGAACGCCAUCUCGAACAUACCAAGUCUACAAUGACGCUUUACCUCGAUCUUCUCAACCGCAAACACCAGCCUAUUUGCCCGAAGCCCGGCAUCAAUCUCGAUUCCAUCCUUCCUUUACCGCGCCAGUAAGACGUGCAGGUUCGCGUGGAAACAGAGUCGAUAGCGGAAAUAGGGGAGGACCGAGCUCGGAGCAGGUCCAACAAUUAUCCACGCCACUACGCCGAGGAGCAGGCAGAUCCGUGUCGCCCACGGGCAUGUCGCAGGGCGGUUUUAUGGGUCUUUACGGUGGCACAGAGAAUGGAAAUGAGGAGCACAACUGGGCUGAAGGAGUGCGAUUUAGCUAUGCCGAGACGAGGCUUUGGGGGUUUCGAGAUGCUAGAAACGACGGAACUAGUUUUAGAGAAACGCCGGAGCCGGAAGAUUGGAGAGUGGGAAGGAGAGCUUGAAAGGACGGGAGGAGAACACUCAAGGCAGAUGGAAGCAACCGAACUUGGCUGCGCUCUGCUGACAGUGAUAUGAAAUAUAUCCGAGAUUACAUUCUUUGGUGUGCAGUACCACGCCGCUUUUGGCG